GGGGGGGGGGGGGGGUAUAAAAGGCUGAGCGCAGCUUUAAUCCGCAGCAGCAGAAUCGGAUCCUUCAGAACUCAUCAACGCAGACGGAACCGCAGGUCAGUUGUCCCAGCGUCACCAUGCCGUUCGGAAACACCCACAACAAGCUGAAGAUGAACUACUCCGCGGAGCAGGAGUACCCGGACCUCAGCAAGCACAACAACCACAUGGCCAAGGUCCUGACCCCGGACAUGUACGCCGCCCUGAGGGACAAGGAGACGCCCAGUGGCUUCACCCUGGACGACGUCAUCCAGACCGGCGUCGACAACCCGGGACACCCCUUCAUCAUGACGGUGGGCUGCGUGGCUGGAGACGAGGAGACGUAUGAGGUCUUCAGAGACCUGUUGGACCCAGUGAUCGAGGACCGUCAUGGAGGAUACAAACCAUCGGACAAACACAAGACCGACCUGAACCACGAGAACCUGCAGGUAGACCCAGCCAGACCUGGUUCUGGGUCAGACCCAUGUCCAGUGUCAUUUCACAACAUAAUAUGCUCCCCCUGUCCCCCCCCCCGUCCUCUGUCUGUCCAUCAGGGAGGGGACGACCUGGACCCUAACUAUGUCCUGAGUUCCAGGGUCCGGACUGGACGCAGCAUCCGUGGUUUCUGUCUUCCUCCGCACUGCAGCCGCGGGGAACGCCGCGCCAUCGAGGACCUGUCCAUCCAGAGCCUGGACUCCCUGGACGGAGACCUGAAGGGGAAGUACUACGCCCUGAAGAACAUGACGGAUGAGGAGCAGCAGCAGCUGAUCGAUGACCACUUCCUGUUCGAUAAACCCGUGUCUCCUCUGCUGCUGGCGUCCGGUAUGGCCCGGGACUGGCCCGACGGCCGCGGCAUCUGGCACAACGACAACAAGACGUUCCUGGUGUGGGUGAACGAGGAGGACCACCUGAGGGUCAUCUCCAUGCAGAAAGGAGGCAACAUGAAGGAGGUGUUUGAACGCUUCUGCACCGGACUCACCAAGAUCGAGUCCUUGUUCAAGGAGCGAGGCCACGAGUUCAUGUGGAACGAACACCUGGGCUACGUCCUCACCUGUCCGUCCAACCUGGGAACAGGACUGAGGGCUGGCGUCCACGUCAAACUGCCCCUCCUCAGCAAGCACGACAAGUUUGGAGACGUCCUGAAGAGGCUGAGGCUGCAGAAGAGAGGCACAGGGGGCGUGGACACGGCGGCAGUGGGCGGAGUCUUUGACAUCUCCAACGCCGACCGUCUGGGCUUCUCAGAGGUGGAGCUGGUUCAGAUGGUGGUGGACGGAGUCAACCUGCUGGUGGAAAUGGAGAAACGUCUGGAGGCUGGGGACGCCAUCGACGACAUCAUACCUGAACAGAAGUGACCUAUCUGUCUGUGACCACGCCCCUCCCCCUCUAGCCCCUCCCCAUCACUCCCUGACCCCACAACCCUGUCCUCACUGUAACCAAUCAGAAGCUGCUGGACGUUAGACGUCCGUCUUCCAACAUGUCCUGUGUCCACCUGGACUCAUCUAACACCAACUCUCUAAUAAAGUCUCUGUGGCCUAA
This is a messenger RNA of Mugil cephalus (flathead mullet), 1551 nucleotides long. RefSeq names its product creatine kinase B-type-like. NCBI's taxonomy places the organism in Eukaryota, Metazoa, Chordata, Actinopteri, Mugiliformes, Mugilidae. Gene Ontology annotation, molecular function: creatine kinase activity. Gene Ontology annotation, biological process: phosphocreatine biosynthetic process. The transcript has 7 exons. The coding region runs from base 117 to 1367 and encodes 416 amino acids. The record is from RefSeq and is a predicted model, not a curated record.